Megalobrama amblycephala (Wuchang bream) is the source of this 2797-nucleotide messenger RNA. Its product is annotated as protein NLRC3-like. Gene Ontology annotation, molecular function: protein binding. NCBI's taxonomy places the organism in Eukaryota, Metazoa, Chordata, Actinopteri, Cypriniformes, Xenocyprididae. The transcript is spliced from 7 exons. Bases 247 to 2634 code for a protein of 795 amino acids. The record is from RefSeq and is a predicted model, not a curated record.
AUUCAAUGUGAGGCAUUAGACUCAGACGUUCAGACUCACAGGAAACACAAGAAUUUCAAUGGCAAACUCCGAAAGAUCUUCCAGGAUCUUGAGAGCAAAAUAAUCACAUUUCUGAAGAACGAACUGAAAAAGUUUAAGAAAUUAUUACAAAAAGAGAACACACAACACUUUGUGAAAGACUUUAAUGAGAAUGGAUGCAGUACUAAAGCAGCAGCACUUGAUCUCACACUACAUUACCUGAGAGAGAUGAAGCAAGAUGAAGCUGCUGAUGCUCUAGAAGAUGAGCUGCUCUUCAUUAAUCAGCUCAAAUGUGGCCUAAAGAAGAAGUAUCAACGUGUGUCUGAAGGAAUUGCGAAGCAAGGUGACUCCACACUUCUGAAUAACAUCUACACAGAUCUCUAUAUCACUCAGGGUGGCAGUGAACAGGUCAAUACUGAACAUGAAGUCAGACAGAUUGAAGUUGCUUCCAGGCGUCAUGAAUCUCAAGAGAUACAGGUUAAAUGCACACAAUUGUUUGAAGCUCCUGAACAAGACAAGGAGAUCCGAACUGUACUGACAAAAGGAGUCGCUGGCAUUGGAAAAUCAGUCUCUGUGCAAAAGUUUGUUCUGGAUUGGACUGAAGAAAAAGAAAAUCAAGAUAUCCGCUUCAUAUUUCCUCUUCCAUUCAGAGAGAUGAACUUAAAAGAGAAAGAAAAACUAAGUUUUAUGGACCUUAUAACUCAGUUUUUCCCAGAGACAAAAGGACUGAACCUUACAAGAAGGAAUCAAUUCAAAGUCCUGUUCAUCCUUGAUGGAUUGGAUGAAUGUCGUCUUCCUCUGAAGUUUGAUUGUAAUGAGACAUGGCGUGAUGUAUCGUCACCAGCCUCUCUGGAUGUUCUCCUAACGAACUUCAUGAAGGGAAAUCUGCUUCCUUCUGCUCUCAUCUGGAUCACCACCAGACCAGCAGCUGCCAGUAAGAUUCCUCCUGACUGUAUUGACCGGCUGACAGAGAUACGAGGAUUCAAUGAUGCACAAAAGGAAGAGUACUUCAAAAAAAGAUUCACGGAUCAGAAUCAGGCCAACACAAUCAUUGAUCAUGUUAAACAAUCAAAGAGUCUCUUUAUCAUGUGCCACAUCCCAGUCUUCUGCUGGAUUUCAGCCACUGUUCUCCAGAACAUUCUGGAGGAGAAAAGAAUUAAUGAUGUGAAAAACAAUCAGGCUGAUGAGAUCUCUAAAAGACAGCAGGAAUCAAAUACUGAAGAUACUCCCAAGACUCUGACACAAAUGUACACACACUUUCUCCGCUUUCAGAUCCAGCAGAGCCGCCGAAAGUAUGAUGGAGAAUACACAGCAGAUGUUUCCUGGGAUAAAGACGCCAUCCUUUCACUGGGAAAACUGGCAUUUCAUCAGCUGGAAAGAAACAACGUGAUCUUCUAUGACACAGACCUGGAAGCCUGUGGUAUUGACGUCUAUAAGGCAUCAGUGUACUCAGGCAUGUGUACCCAGAUCUUUAAGGAGGAAACAGGGAUCACUCUUGGUACCAUGUACUGCUUUGUUCACUUGAGCAUCCAAGAGUUUAUUGCAGCCCUUUAUGCACAUCUGUUUCUAGACAUCAACAAGAAAAGUGUGUUUGACCAUGAGUCUACAGAACAGAAAAACAAAAAUAAAAUCAUGAUUGAUUUUCUCAAGACUGCAGUGGACAAGGCGCUCGAGAGUGACAAUGGACACCUGGACCUUUUCCUUCGCUUCCUCCUCGGUCUGUCACUCCAGUCCAACCGACGACUCUUACGAGGUCUGUUGACACAGCAAGAUGACAAUGACCAGAGCAACAAGGAAAUAGUUCAGUACAUCAAGCAGAAAUUAGAAGAUAAUCUGCCUGCAGAGAGACUUAUCAAUCUGUUCUACUGUCUUAAUGAACUGAACGACCAAACUCUGGUGAACGAGAUUCAGACCCAGCUUAGCAAAAGAAGUCUCUCAUCUGGUGACCUUUCACCUGCCCAGUGGUCUGCUUUGGUCUUUGUGUUGCUGACAUCAGAGGAAGAACUGGAGGAGUUUGAUCUUCAGAAAUUCAAGAAAUCAGACGAGUGUCUCAUUAGAUUAUCGGCAGUCAUCAAAACCUCCAGAAGAGCUCUGUUAAAUAACUGUAACUUAACAGACAAAAGCUGUUCAGCUCUGGCUACAGUUCUUGGAUCAGAUACUAAUCUGAAAGAGCUGAACAUGAACAAUAAUAAACUGCAGGAUUCAGGAGUGAAGCAGCUCUGCACUGGACUGAUGAAUAUAAAGUGUAAAUUGGAGAUACUGAGGUUAAGCUCCUGUUAUAUGACAGAUGAAGGUUGUUCUGCUCUGACUUCAGCUCUGAAAUCAAACCCAUCACACCUGAGAGAGCUGAACCUGAGCAGGAAUUAUCCAGGAGAUUCAGGAGUGAAAAACCUCAGUGAUCUACUGAUGAACCCACAAUUCAAUCUGGAGAAACUAGAUCUACUGAACUGUGGCAUUACAGAUGUUUCUUCUUUAACUCAGUAUUUGACUAAAUCAAAAGCACUGCAGUUUUUAAAAGAUCUUGAUCUGAGACAGAAUAAGAUAGGAGACUCAAAGCAGCGGCUCCGUGACGUGCUACGAGACUCAAACUGUGACCUGAGAGUAGAUGGAGUUUAACCGCUAAACGUCCCUGAUGGAUCGUUUACAUCAGUUUAAUCUGUGAAAUGAUCAUGAGAGGAUCAGUGACCAUCAGAUGAUCCACAGAAGAGUCUCUACUGUGUCUAUGAGGAGAAAUAAAUGUGUGAUUAAUGUGUAAAUGUGUUUCAUACAGGUGGAAGAU